AUGAAACGUCUACUUGCCCUUCAAUGCAUCUUCUUAUUCGCUGUAACUGUCUACGCUGGUCCACCAUUAGGAAUACCCGAGGAAGAUCUCUCGGAACAAUGUCAGACUCCACUAUGUCCAGUAAAUAGAAACUCUGAAACUGUAAAUCUGCCCUAUCCUUUGGACUGCUUUCUUUACAUUUCUUGUGGAGAAACAGAAACUAUCGAAACCUGUCCGGAUAACUUAGUCUUCAACAAGAAAACCGGACUAUGCGAUACACCAGCGAACGCCCAAUGCGUACCGUGUUGGCAACAACCAUCGCCAUAUUAAGCUCUUAAUUAUUGUUAAAACGUUAUACGUGAAAUAAUGUUACAAUAUGUACGUAAAUUAAAUUAAAAGUCGAAUAAAACAAAUUUUGCAGCAAAAUUUGAUUAGCGAA
Molecule: messenger RNA, 418 nt
Organism: Vespula vulgaris
Lineage: Eukaryota; Metazoa; Arthropoda; Insecta; Hymenoptera; Vespidae
Product: peritrophin-1-like
Exons: 2
Coding region: 1-309 (102 amino acids)
Cellular component (GO): extracellular region
Molecular function (GO): chitin binding
Source: RefSeq, a predicted model, not a curated record